UGUUCAAUUUUCACGGCAAGCAGUUCGUUCGUGCGCGUCGCUGCUGCAAUCAAUUAAUUGAAAACAAGAUCGGGGUAAAUAACUUUGGUAAAUGAUCAAAGCGUGCGCCGCCACAAAGCCAAUACGAAUCGGUUUCCGUGCGCCAAUUGCAAGUGCGCUGCUCAAAUCCACAGAAAUUCUUGCGUGCGAGCGACGGAGAUAGCGUGUGUGAACAUAAAAUCACGGCAAUAACAAAAAAACGAAAAUAAAAAAAAUAAAAACAUACAUAUGCUUGUGGCAACGAUUAAAACGCCAACGAGCCUUUGUUUAAUGCGCCUGAUAAGUGAAGAAAUCGCGGUUUUAGAACAAAACUGAGAGAGGCAGCAAACAAAGUAGCAACAAAUAGGCCCCCCCGCCUCCGUCUCUCUACGCCAUCGAAAAUCACGCAUUACGUCCACUGUUGUUGUUCUCGUCAAUGAGUGCGCGGGUGUGCGUGCACGUGUAUGCGUGUGUGUGAGCUUGCCGCCACCGCAAUUGAGGAAAAAUACACCAAUACAUGGGCGGCAAAUAAAAAUAAGCUGUGCAUGUGUGCGUAUGCGCGCAGUGACGUCGCCGUUUAGAAUCGAACGUGUUAAAGUGACGAAUAAACAACAAGCGGGAUUCAGAUUUGGAUUUGGACUCUCGGAAUAGCAAUAGGAAUCAGAAUCGGAAUCGGGAAUCAUCAUCAACAUCAUCGACGCAAGAGAUAGACAAACAAAACAGACAGCCAAACAUUUGUACAUUUCCUUCGCACAUCGCCGCAAAUGUGUGUAUAUGCGCGACGUACGUAAUAGUUUGCCGCCGCAGACAUUAGGGCUCUGUUCUGUCUCUCUCGCUAGCUGUCCCUCUCUUUCGCUCACGCCCGCUUGUUUACACAAACGCCCACACCCCCCGCCCACCGUUCACCGUUCGCCGUCACUUUGAAUAGGAACUAUGCAAGGAAUACCAGAAUGCUUGGCUGGCGAAAGGGACUUUCCAACACUGGCCGAGGGCGAGUGAUGUUCACUGGAAAUAACGGCGCUUUCUUACCGCCGCUUGAAACUCAACGAAUUUAACAAAAGUCGCAAAAUGCACGUUUCAGCCAUAAAAGGCCGACAGCCGCCGAGGGAGUCAAAUGAUGAUAGCCCUAUGGUCAUUACUAAUUAUCGAAUCUGCGACAUCAAAACGAGUGGCAAUGGCAAAUAUUUAAUGUCGUGGAGUCGGCGUCGGCGGCGCAACAACAACAACAACAGCAGCAGCAGCAAAAACAAUGCGGCAUCUGAAAGUCGCAGUAAUGAUAAUUGCAAUUAUUCUACAACCAAUGAUUUCAAUAAAAUCAAUAAAUUGCUGCUAAUUACGUACAUGCUGCUGAUAACAGCGGCCACAAUUUGUCAAAGCGCCGCCCAGUCGCCGUCAUCAUCGAAUGCCGGUGGAGUUGGAGGAUCCGGUUCCACUGGGGGAUCCCCCCUGAGUGCGCUGCUCAAAUCCGGUGGCGCCUCCUACAAUCAACAGUUGCCGCAACAGCAGCUCUUCGCCAUGCUGACCAGGAAUGGAGGUGGAUCGUCGGGCCCAGGAUCGAGUGGCGGCAACAAAGGCUACACCAGCGCCAGGCAGCACUUCAUGGCCCUCAGCGAGGAUUACUCGGAUGCGGAUGUGGACGAGGAGGAUAUGGCUGCAUUGCACUACCCGCUGUCUGCCUCACAUCCACCGGCUGGCGUUCAGGGAUCCUCCUCCUCCUCCGGCAUUUCCAUACAAUCCGGCUCGUUGGAGACAAACGGCUUCGUGGCCGACGAUGGUGGACAGUACGAGCAUGCCCAGAAAGCACUGGAGGCUGCUGCGGCGGCGGCCAAGGCCAGUAAUAAGUACAACAUCGACUGCCCCAAGGACUGCAAGUGCCUCAAUGUUCUCUUCGACUGCGAUAAGCUGCAUCUGGAACGGGUGCCCGUCUUGCCCAGCUACGUGCAAACUUUGCAUCUGGCUAACAACAAACUGAACGACACCAGCGUCCUGGAGAUACGUAAUCUGUUGAAUUUGACAAAAGUUUCAUUAAAACGAAAUUUAUUGGAGGUAAUCCCGAAAUUCGUGGGCCUCAGCGGUCUGAAGCACCUGGUAUUGGCCAACAACCAUAUUACCAGCAUCUCCAGCGAGGCGCUGGCAGCUUUGCCACUGCUGAGAACGCUGGAUCUGUCCAGGAAUCAGCUGCACACCAUCGAGCUUAACUCUUUUCCGAAGUCAAAUAACCUUGUUCACUUAAUACUCAGUUUUAACGAGAUAACCAAUGUGAAUGAGCACUCGUUUGCGACUCUAAACAACCUAACAGACCUGGAGCUGAGUAAUAAUCGCCUAAGCACUCUGCCCAUAAGGGUGUUCAAAAAUCUGAACCAACUGAAAAAGCUAGCUCUCAACUUUAACCAACUGGAGAUCAACUGGUCCACGUUCCGUGGCCUGGAGUCGAUGAAAAAUCUUCAACUGAAGUCCAACAAAAUCCGAGCGCUGCAGGACGGCGUCUUCUAUGUGAUGCAUAAAAUCGAGACCAUUGAUCUGGCCAUGAACCAGAUCAGUUCCCUUUCACGCCAGGGUCUCUUCAAUCUGACAAAGUUGCGCCACCUCAACCUGUCGUUUAAUGCCAUUUCACGCAUUGAGGUUGACACUUGGGAGUUCACUCAGUCGCUGGAAGUGCUGGAUCUGUCGAACAAUGCAAUCAACGAGUUCAAGCCACAGCAUUUGGACUGCCUACAUCGCCUGAAAACGCUCAAUCUAGCGCACAACCGAUUGCAAUAUCUGCAGGAAAACACCUUUGAUUGUGUGAAGAAUCUUGAGGAGUUGAACCUGCGGCGCAAUCGUCUGUCCUGGAUCAUCGAGGAUCAGAGUGCGGCGGCUCCGUUCAAAGCGCUCCGAAAAUUGCGACGCCUGGACUUGCAUGGCAAUAACCUAAAGCAGAUCAGCACUAAGGCGAUGAGUGGUCUCAACAACCUGGAGAUACUCAAUCUCGGUUCCAAUGCCCUGGCCAGCAUUCAGGUCAAUGCUUUUGAGCACAUGCUUCGCCUAAAUAAAUUGGUUUUUAAAUCGCUGAACUUCAUCUGCGACUGCGAUUUGAUCUGGUUCCAACAGUGGCUGAAGAAUCGUUUUCCCCAGCAGGCCGAGCACGCGGUGUGUGGCUAUCCGGAGCAUCUACUAGAUCGGCAUCUAAAGUCACUGAGCAGUUCGGAGUUGGUGUGCGUGGACUCCCCGAAACCGAGAGUGGAACAAGAACCGGACGACAUGCUGGCCGUGAAUGGAGCUAACAUCACUCUAGAAUGCAUUGCCAGUUCUCCGACAGCGGCCUCACUGGCCGCCGCCGAUGAGCUGAAGAUCAAAUGGCGCCACGACAAUCAGCAUGUCCAGGAGCGACCGGCUGUGCACGACGGUUCUAGCACGGAAACGCAGAUCCGCCAUGAUCUGAGCACCAAUCAGACCUCCAUCUAUGGCUAUCUGCGUCUCACGAAUGUGACCUAUGAAAGCGCUGGACGCUAUCAGUGCGUGGUAUCGAAUGCCUUUGGAACCACCUAUGCACAGAAGUUUAAGAUAUCUAUAGGAAUUCAUCCCACCUUUUUGCAAGUGCCGUCGAAUCUAACGUUGGACGCUGGCGAAAUGGCUCGAUUGGUCUGCUCGGCGAGCGGCGAUCCCACACCUGAAAUAGCGCUGCAAAAGUUCGGCGGCAGUGAGUUUCCAGCGGCAACCGAGCGUCGGCUGCAAGUGAUCCGCGAGGAGAACGCGUUUUUGAUAACCAACGCUAAGCCCAGCGAUUCUGGAAUUUACACGUGCACAGCGUUAAGUGCUGCGGGCGAGAUUAAGGUCAAUGCAACGCUGGUGGUAAAUGACAAACCGCAGCCUAGCAUUCCCUUGGUGCACCAGGAGGUGGUUGUGGGCCGCACAUGUGUAUUGCAGUGUCUUAGCGAAACGGCCAAUGCUGAUUUUGAGCUAGAACAUCCGCACCGCGAGUGGUUUAAGGAGAACAAACCGAUACACAUUUCGCCAACAGCUCCGGACGGCGAUCGUUACUAUUUUUCCAACAACAAGGAACUGCUUGUGAUCCUGAAUGCUCAGUCCAACGAUGCUGGACACUUUCGCUGUGAGAUAACGGACAACUCGCGAACGUUUACGCUGCAGUCGGAGCUGGUAGUGGUCAAGGAGAACCUUAACUGGGACGUCUUGCUGAUGGGCAUAAUCACAGUAACCGUCAUCUGUGUGGUGGUGGACUGCUGCAUCAUUUGGUGCACUCUGCGCUAUCAGAAAAAGAAACUACGCAUGAGCCUGGCUGCCGAGAGGCUGGCGGCUCGUACGCACGCUAGUCUACAUUCUACUCUCGACAAGGAUCAGACGCAGCUGACUACGCUUAAUCGUACGCAGCUUAGACCACACCAAUCGCAGCUGGUCCUAGACGGACUUCCCACGCAGCAGCAAACGCAGUUACGCCCACGAAGCCCUGCGGACUUGGACAAUGGCGAGGCGAACCACAGUCGCCUCAUCGUGACGACAACGCCCUCCUACGAACAGCGCUGCCUGGAGCAGGGACUGACCCUAAGCUAUCUGCUUCAGACGGUCGCGGAGACCCAGCAGGAUCAUUUGUCCAGCAAGGACUCGGGCACCGGUUCGGAUUCGGCUGUGAAACGCAGUCUGGAGGACUUUGCGGUGGCCAUGCCCAGUCAUAAGCAUCACACCGACGACGAGCAGGAGGAGGUGGAGGUGGAUGGAGAAAACGACCUACAGUACAUAGAGCUGUACGAGGUGAAUCAUGCUGCAGCCGAGCAGGAGCACUUUCUGCAGAACAACAAUCACAACUACGACGGUGGCGGGGGUGGCGAUGAAGGUGGGGUCAACAAAAUGGUGCCCAAGGCGCUGCUCCGCAAAUGCAGCGCGGGUGACAGCGGCAGCAACUACAACUCCAUCCAAAAGUGGACAACAGUGGACAUUUGAGCGGAAGCUUAACCAAAUGAGCAUGAUGAUAUCAGGAUCAUAUACCAAAAACUGGAGGCUGCACCGUAACCCCAACCGCAGUCCGCCCCCAAAACGAACACAAAGACUGUUUAACUCGUAAUUAUAAUUCGUAGAUGGUGGCCCAGACUUUUGGACUGGCCACGACCAUAGGGUAGGCGGCCUUAUUGAUGCCUUUGCUAUGGAAAUAGGACAGCUAGAGAAACAUACCAGUGUCUUCGUAAUUUAUGAAAUUAAUCGUUAGAAUCGAUUAUCAUUAACUUGUAAUGCAUAAUAUUUAAUU
Molecule: messenger RNA, 5254 nt
Organism: Drosophila mauritiana
Lineage: Eukaryota; Metazoa; Arthropoda; Insecta; Diptera; Drosophilidae
Gene: lbk
Product: leucine-rich repeats and immunoglobulin-like domains protein 1
Exons: 9
Coding region: 1087-4953 (1288 amino acids)
Molecular function (GO): protein binding
Source: RefSeq, a predicted model, not a curated record